AUGGAGUGGAGCUCAAUUUGCCUCGUAUUGGGUAUUUCCAUACUCGCGGUGAUAGUUAAGCUAGCUUUUCCCCCUUGGAAUUACCCUAGAAACAUCCCCACUAUUCCCUUUUACGUUACUUUGUUACCGUCAAUUUUUGACGUUGAUCAGGAAGAUGUUUUCGAGCUCUACCUUCGAAAACCGCUUGAAAAAUACGGUGCAGUAAAACUGUUCUUUGGAUCUCGAUGGAACAUCGUUGUUUCACGGCCAGAAUUACUGGCGCAAGUUUUCAAGGAUGAAGAUACUUUUGCAAAAAGCGGAAAUCACAUAAAGAUUCCAUAUGGUGUCAUUUCGGCAUAUACCGGGGAGAACGUUAUUUCUGCUCAUGGUGCAAUAUGGAAACGUUUUCGAAAGGCAAUAACACCAGGGCUCCAAUUUUUUGACCAUAGGCCUCUCGUUAAAAAUGCAAGUCGCUUCUGUGGGCUUAUCGAGACGCAAUUGAUGAAAUGUGAAAAGAUGGCGCCAGCAACAGGAGACGGCGACAAUUCUCGCAGUUCAGGAAGCGCAGAAUUUGAAGUCGCGAUGCCGGAGCUCAUUCAAAGGCUUAGCCUAGCAAAUAUUUCCGAAGUCGCCCUUGGCAUUGAUAUUGGGACAUUGACCAGAGAAAACUCUCAGCUCCAUGUAAAAUUGAAGAACGUGAAGAGCAACAUUUUCAAACCAUUAUACUUGAACUUUCCCAUGCUGGACCGGCUUCCAAUUCCUUCGCGACAGCGAGCUAGGGAGUAUGUUGAGGAUUUUAGGAGAUGUUUGGUUAAAGCUGUUCGGGACAGCAUGAUUGACAAUUAUACUUUUGAACAAACCAAAUUUGCGUCCUCAGAUCUAAUUCGCAGUUUCAACCGCGGUGAAAUUUCUGAAAAGCAACUGAUCGACAACCUGGUCAUCAUCGUUGUUGCUGGUCACGAAAACCCGCAACUGCUUCUUACAACAUGUUUCUACAUGUUUGGGAAACAUGCAAAUUGGCAGGAAUCAGUGCGAGCUGAAGUGCAAGAGUGUGGGGAUAAAAGUCUCGAUGAGCUGCCUCUGCUGAACAGCUUCAUUUUUGAAUGCAUAAGGCUUUAUCCACCUUUGUCCCAAAUCAUCAAUCGGUGCACUACCAAAAAAUGUAUGCUUGGAAAAGAUGUAGUCAUACCUAAAGGGGCAUAUGUCGGUUACAAUAACAUCUCAACUGGAAGAUAUGUUGCUGCGUGGGGCGAGACAGCGAACAAAUUUUUGCCGGAACGCUGGGGAGACAACAUCACGGACAUCAUGAGCGAAUGGAGGCAUAGGAAGAACACCAGCGCUAUGAGCGCCUUCCAUGGUGGCAGGCGUGCCUGCUUAGGAGAGAAACUGGCGUUGAUGGAAGUGCGCAUAACGAUGGCUACCGUACUCAAAACGUUUGAGUGGAGCUUGUCACCAAACUGGGUUGACAAAGUUACGCCUGCAGGUCCUUUGUGUCCAGCAGGUUUGAAAUUAUGUUUUACCAGAAUUGAAGAGAUCGAACAAAGCGAGCGUGUCAGUGAGAGAGCAUCAAUUCAAAGCUGUCCUAAAUGGUGGCAUUCUGCGCGGCCAAUCCAAGCGCCAAAUCGACUUGAUGCCAGAAAAAAGACAUGUUGA
Lachancea sp. 'fantastica' is the source of this 1632-nucleotide messenger RNA. NCBI's taxonomy places the organism in Eukaryota, Fungi, Ascomycota, Saccharomycetes, Saccharomycetales, Saccharomycetaceae. The record is from the annotation of a GenBank genome assembly.